GGUUGGUAUAGUGUAGUCUUGUACAGUUGCCCGUUGCCCGUCAUAUUUUCGUCCUUGUAGGUGUUGGUGUUGCAAUCUUAUAAUUAAAUAUGGUGUAGAUAAGAGUCGUGAUAUGACCCGUUUAGUGCUUUUGCUUGAAAUUUAAUGAUUUAGUAUACAAAUCUAGAGUAAAUAUGUUAUUUCUUGCACCAUCAAAGAUGCUGCGACGGAGCUUAAUUUUAUCGGUCAUCAUAACCUCUUGCUUUUGUGAUACUGGAACUACUGACAUAAAAAUUCAAGAUGCAAAAAAUAAUUCAAUAAGCAACCAUACUCAACCUGAUCCAAGUGACAGUGUCAAACAGAAAGAAGAUAAAUCAGACAUUAAAAGUGUUGAGAACAAGCCAUCAUCCAGUAAGCCCAACUAUGACAUUAUCAAAGUAUUAAACAAUGUAAUCGGUAGCCAAAAUCAGGAAAAUUUAAAGGAAAAUAAAAAACAAGGUGAUUUAUCUGUAGCUAAGGUUGAAACCAAGGCGUUUGUUAAUGGGACACAGAACAGUGAUGUUACACGGGAUUCUUUAGGAGGGCCAGAGCUUAAAAACAAUUCCAUGAAAUCACAGUUGCAACCAACAGAUGGCACCAAAAACAGCACCCAACCGAUGACCCUUACCUCAAGCCCCUUACCGUCUGUGGUAAUAAACGAUACCAGUAACGUAACAACCAGCACUGCAACACCAAAGGAGCCUAAUCUUCCAGAAAAAGGAUCAGCGGAGGCCGAACACAACAGCUCAAUGGCAAUUUUCUUCGUACUUUGUGUGCUUGCAUUGGGAAUUCUUCUAAUUCACCUGAUGCUGCUGACAAACUUUCAGUACCUACCUGAAAGUGUUGUUAUUAUAUUUCUUGGGGCUCUUAUAGGAUUCAUCAUCAACUUUUUCUCUGAUCAGAAUAUUGGCAAUUGGCGGAAAGAAGAAGCAUUUUCACCGACAGCCUUCUUUCUAGUUUUGCUUCCACCAAUAAUUUUUGAGUCUGGUUACAAUUUGCACAAAGGAAACUUUUUUCAAAACAUCGGUUCCAUUCUUGUGUUUGCAAUUGUAGGAACAACAAUUUCAGCUUUGGUGAUUGGGACAGGUAUUUACAUUCUUGGCCUAGCAGAUGUUGCAUAUCACUUGAGCUUUAUCGAAAGCUUUGCAUUCGGCUCAUUGAUAUCUGCAGUUGAUCCUGUUGCCACAGUUGCAAUAUUUCACGCACUUGAUAUUGAUCCGGUCCUAAACAUGUUAGUGUUUGGAGAAAGUAUACUGAACGAUGCCAUUGCUAUUGUCCUUACAACAUCAGUGUUGGAAUCAAACAAACCAGACAUGUCGCCCAUCGAAGCUGUGUUUUCUGCUUUCAACAGGUUCUGCCUAAUGUUUUUUGCCUCAGCUGGGAUCGGAGUCAUUUUUGCCCUUAUAAGUGCCCUUCUUUUAAAACAUGUUGAUUUAAGGAAGAAUCCGUCCCUUGAAUUUGGAAUGAUGUUGGUGUUUACAUACGCUCCGUAUGCCCUUGCAGAAGGAAUUCACUUGUCCGGAAUCAUGGCCAUACUGUUCUGCGGCAUUGUUAUGUCGCACUACACACACUUCAACCUGUCGACUGUGACGCAGAUUACGAUGCAGCAGACGAUGCGGACGUUGGCGUUCAUUGCUGAGACUUGUGUGUUUGCGUACCUCGGUCUGGCCAUCUUCAGUUUCCGUCACAGAGUAGAGCCAGAGUUGGUCGUUUGGAGCCUCAUACUCUGCCUGGUCGGCCGAGCUUGCAACAUAUUUCCUCUUGCGAUACUUGUCAACAAGUUCCGCGAGCACAAGAUCACAAAGCGAAUGCAGUUCAUCAUGUGGUUCAGUGGUUUGAGGGGAGCGAUUUCUUACGCUUUGUCACUACAUUUGGAGUUCAGUGAUGAGACGAGACAUGUUAUAAUCACUACUACACUCAUCAUUGUUUUGGUAACAACCCUCAUCUUUGGUGGCUCUACUAUGCCUUUGAUGAAGUUUUUGCAAGCUAACAAGAAAAAGACUCUGAUCGGAAAACGUAGGAAGCACAAGAAGGAGAAAGCUUUGUCUUUGAGUAAGACGAGAGAAUGGGGGCAAGCUAUCGACUCGGAACAUCUUUCUGAAUACACUGAAGAGGAAACGAUGGAAGUGAACUUCCUUCAGUCGAGGAUAAGAGGUUUUGCCAAGUAUGAUCUGAAAUAUUUCAUCCCCUUCUUCACUCGCAGGUUCACCCAACAGGAGUUGAAGGACUGUAAGACGCAGAUGAACGAUUUGACACAACAGUGGUACCAAGCUAUCCGCAUCUCUCCUAUGGAAUCGGAGGACGACCACACUCACGGACAAAGUUGACAUAAGAGAACAGAACCGGCGUAAAUCUGCUAGUUCACCUCAACAGUAUGAGUACCUAGCUAUGGUGACUGUUUACGUCGUUGUCUCGUUGUAACUAAGCCGUUCAAUGUUUCAUGGUGCUAAUGUUUACGUAUAAUGUGUAACAUGGAUCGCAACGAUAGAAUGCUGUGUGUCUUUAAAAAGGCAGUAGUUUUUUAUGAAAGUUACAUUUUUAAUGGAUUGACAGAAUAUAUUUUGACCACGCACAUUGGUGUGUCUUUCUUAACACUGUUUGGAAAUGUAGUUUUGUGGUUUAAGCUGUCAAUGGGAUGUUUGUAUGAUUUGUGAGAUCAAAAUGAGUUUGUUUCUAUUUAUUGGAAGAAAUGGUUGAACAAAAUAGUUUUGUGUAAGCCAAGCUUGAUCAAUAAAAGACCAAGAGCCUGCUAUAAAAAAUAUUCCAUUUCACUCUUCUGAUAUUUGAAUAGCUCUUCACAAAAAUAUAAAUCUACCUCUCAAAAACCCAUCAGUAUAGAAUUCCAAAGAUUUUUUUAGAAAAGUAGUAGGCUGAUCUGAAUGUAAAAGAGUAUCCUAGCACAAGACACUUUUAACUCUACCCAACCAUUACAAUAUUUUACUUAUAAAAUAAUAAUGAUCGUAAUAUUUUCAAGGGUACUUUGAUUUGGAAAGAAAGAUGUCUUCAUGUCCAUCGGUGGGCUGGAAUAUCAUUGACCAUGAGAAUGUGGAUAUUUAUAGGCAUGAUCUGUGGAUGUGAUACUCUCUGGUGUGGAUUAACGUCCGCACUAGUGAGUACUACAACUGUAUGCAGUACUAUUUUGAUAUUUAGACCAAUUCGUAAAUUACCGUACAAGGCAAAAAUGUGGUCCGGAUUCCAAUAUAAACUGUAGGUUCCUUAGUUUCCAUUAGCUGUAUUGGCUAUUAAUUAACAGCUGUGUCUAAGGUUAGUCACUAACAAUACUACAAGAUAGCGCCACUCAUCCUUCUCUUAUCUCAAUUCCUACUUGGCUUAAAAUACCUACCUUCAUAAUUAUGGUCGCCAUUUCAGUUAAAAGUAUUAAAAGUAAUGAUUUAAAAAAAUCUGUUUAAUGCCUAAUCUAAUAAAACAAUUACACACUUUCAAAAUACAGCUGAUUUAUACCAAACAGCUGUUUUAUCUCUGUUGUACAUGUCCAAAAAUUCCAUUCUUGUGUAGGAUGGGAGAUUCAUUUAUAUUAGUUUCUUUUGUUCAAUUGUAGUUUGUGUACACUUUAUUUAAUUUAUUUAAUUAAACAUUUAUGAAUGCUAUCAUCGGCUCUUGGUUUAUGAGUGUGAAUGUUUGAGAUUAAAUGAUUGAUGAGCGUAACAAAUGAUUAACUGUUGUAAAAAUGCUUUAGGUUUCUACAUAGUGAUCUGUUUAUUUAACUUCAAACUAAAAUCAAGAGUUAAAGCUGUGCGGUUUUUAAAAACAUAACAUAUUUAUUUGUUUAUGACAUUGAAUUGCUGAAAUUUACUUUAGGGUUACAAAUAACUUUUAGCCUCCUGUAUACAGAAUUUGUGUGUGGAUAUUUUAAAGAAAUCCGUGUAUCGCCAAAUGCCGAAUCACUAAACCAUUAGACUUAUUUUUUAAAUACAGUAUUUUAAAGGAAGUCUUUAAAUAUUCACCCAAAAUUUUUAUAAUAAAAAAAAAAUUAAUAAAUAUACAUGAUCUUUAAUGUUUUUUGUUUAGUCUGAACUCUAAAGCCUACCAAUAGAGUAGUUAUUAAAGUUUUUGUUAAACAAGUAUUUUUCUUUUUGUAUAGUAUUUAUAUGUGAGAUAUAUUUAUAGUUAAGUAUGUAUGUUUAUAACAACGGUUACCUGUUAUUCGCUUACCAUUUAAGGUAUUUAAAACUGCACAAUGGUUUUUGAAUCUUAGAUUCGCAGCACAGAAUUUUAAGAUUGAUUAUUUAUAUAGGUGAUCGUCAUAGAUGAAUCGUGAGCCAAUAGAUCAUAUUUUGAAUUCUAGUUUGAAUUCUAGGUUGGCUAGUGCACACAGUAAUUAUAGGAAAUUUAUAAAUUGUCUUGACAUUUUAUGCUUGUAGAUAUUUCCUUAUCUACUUUAUUCAGAGUGAAAUUGUUGUCUAAUAACUAAACAAAAAUUGAAGUACAGUAUUACAAUUGUUUGUUUGUUCCUACUGUAAUGUUUCUUCAUAACUUCUAGUUUAUUUAAGAAUUAUUUAAUAGAUUUACAGGUCCUUACUUGGUUGAAAAAAUACUUGUAAAUUUAAGUUUACAACAUGUAUGGUUAAUUUACUAACUGACAGAAUUACAUUUUGUUACCAUUAGAGUAGUAUUGCUUUAUAAAUAUUAUUUGUUUUACAGUAGAGUCCCGCAAACUCGGCACUCGAUAACCCGGCAGUCUGGAUAACUCGGCAAUCACCUGGUCAGAUAAUUAGUGAUUUUUUGAGUCCGAGUUAAACAUGGACACAAGCCAGCUCAAGUAUAAUCAUUUGCAACUCGUACUAAGGAUUUGUUGUACUAUAUUUGAUGACUUAAUACUGACUUGUAAUAUAAAUUUAAUUUUCAAAAGCGGUUAAAAACCUCAAAAAUUGUAUUGUCUUUAUUUUUAACUCUAGUUCUCGAUAACCCGGCAUUUCACAAACUCGGCACCCUUCCAGUCCACAUUACGCAGAGUUUGCGGGACUCUACUGUAUUACUAUUGUAUAUUUCUAAUCUAGAGACAUUAUGUUUGUCGAGGGAACAGUCGAAACCCUAGGUUUGUGACUGUUUAAAGUAUAUAAGUUAGAUUGAUAUUAGAUUACCUUUGUUGUUGUAUCCUGUAGUUAUUGAGUAGGCCUAGGUAAGAUGUUUGUUGUUGCCCCAAGAACUACAGGAUACAACAACAAAGGUAAUCUAAUAUAAUUGAAGUUCUUCAAACUGGGAUGUAGAGUAGUAGUUAGAGUUAUGUGAUCCGCUAAAACUCUAUUAUACAAUUAUAUUAUGAGCUAGUCAUUUUUUGUGAAGUAUUAUUGUAAAUUUGUCCAAGUAAAAGUAAGUUUAUCUUCA
Macrosteles quadrilineatus (aster leafhopper) is the source of this 5364-nucleotide messenger RNA. RefSeq names its product sodium/hydrogen exchanger 8 (gene Nhe1). The transcript is spliced from 6 exons. Gene Ontology annotation, cellular component: Golgi apparatus; membrane. The record is from RefSeq and is a predicted model, not a curated record. Gene Ontology annotation, biological process: proton transmembrane transport; regulation of pH; sodium ion transport. Gene Ontology annotation, molecular function: sodium:proton antiporter activity. NCBI's taxonomy places the organism in Eukaryota, Metazoa, Arthropoda, Insecta, Hemiptera, Cicadellidae. The coding region runs from base 174 to 2345 and encodes 723 amino acids.